UGGAGGAGGACGGUCGUCGCCCCGCUCCCCGCACCUCUCACUCACUCGCUCCCCCACAACAUCGUCUCUCUGUUUCACCACCAGAGACCUCGAGGCUGUCAUCUCUCUGUGCUGACAUAAUAUUACAAGUAUUACCUGGUAGAUUCCGAGGUGCUACAGUGGAUAGUUAAAAGUGUGUGUGUGUGUGUGUUCUUUACAGAGAGAAAGAGAGAGUGAAUCGAUUUAUGGGAAAUAGUGUGAUACGAAGAACUGGAUGACUUUGUGCAAUGCAAAGGUGAAAAGACCAAGUUUCAACCUUGCCGUGUGGAGUGAUCGCCAGGGCUAUCAGGCUAGGCUACUCCUUCACACAUUCACAUCCCGCGGCGCCGAAGGAAAGAAGGGAAAAAACCAUUCCUAUCAUCCACUGAGGAAUAAAAAAAAACCCACCAUCAGCACCGAGUCGUCAGCCAGUCAGCCGGAAUCAAAAGGCAAAACCAUCUUCAGGACGUCGGCAGCAGGAGGACGGGAAGGCAUUCUAACCUCUUCCCUAAAUCGGCCGACGGCAUACCGAUCAGGCGUCCCCGGAAUACCUCAUGAUUAAAAGUAAAAUGCGUCGUCACUCGGGUUGCUUCAAGUUCCGGGAGUGUCAGACCACCACCAUAGCAGCAGAAGCAGCAGCGGCAGCAGGAGGGAGCAGAUCAGCGGAGCAGGACUAGUGGAGCGGCUGCCUCACAGAGAUGACCAGAGAUUAGUGGUACAAGUAGAGGAUAGCAGCAUGGUGGCCCGCUCCCCCUGCUGGUGCUGGUGUAGGUUGUUGUGGUCGACGGUGCUGGCUGGGGCGCCGCCUUGGGCCUUGUCUGGUGGCGGUGUCCUGGGGGCGACUAGUGGAGGAACCCCGGGGGCCCUCACAUCCCUGGGAGCCCUAGGUUCGGGGCCCUUGGAUGCUGUAGUUGGUCCUCGACUUAUGACCCGCCUGGUGGAGACGGAGGCGGUGCAGAGGGUGGCGGCGGCAAGGGAGAGAGAGUGUUGUGGCCUUGUGGAUCCCACCACCACGCCCCUCACCCUACACUGGCUCACACGCCCUCCUCGCCACGCCUCCUCUUCCUCCACCCCACGACACGCCCAUCACCACGCCCCCCGCGCCGUCUGUAACGACAACUCUCCUGCCGGGUUUUACUUCCGACAGUCAGAGAUGAGUCGUCGCUGGAUCGUCUUCCUCGAGGGUGGGUGGUAUUGUUUCGACCGUGAGAGCUGUGAGCAAAGAUGGAGACGCCUACGACCACUCAUGACUUCUAGAGGCUGGCCCGAUACCCGGCACGUUGGGGGCAUCCUGUCCCCACACCCUGAGGAGAACCCCCAUUGGUGGACAGCUAAUCAUGUGUUUGUGCCGUACUGCUCAUCAGACUCAUGGUCAGGGACACGUCGAGCUGAGGAUGGGUCAGGGGAGUUCUCCUUCAUGGGCAGCGUGAUCCUGGAGGAGGUGGUGAAGGCUCUUGUCUCUCUCAACUUCACUCAUGGACACAAACUCAUCUUGGCGGGCAGCAGUGCAGGUGGUGUAGGGGUGCUGGUGAACGUGGACCAUGUAGCACGUCAGCUGGAGCACCUGGGCAUACUGGCAGAGGUACGUGCUGUGUCAGACUCUGGCUGGUUCCUCGACAAUGAACCAUUCGCUCCUCUCAAGUGUGUAGAUGCUCACAGCUGCCCACCGGUGGAGGCUAUCAGGCGGGGGCAGGAACUGUGGCAGGGAAGGAUACCCGACCACUGCAGGGACGAAUACCCACGUCAUCCAUGGUAUUGCUACUUCGGCUAUCGGCUCUACCCAACUUUGAAGUCACCCCUAUUCGUGUUCCAGUGGAUGUUUGACGAGGCUCAGAUGACAGCAGAUAAUGUGGGUAAACCCAACUCCAAGGAGCAAUGGGAUUAUAUUCAUGGUAUUGGAGAACGACUUAGGAAAACGUUUGAGAAUGUCACGGCACUGUUUGCUCCUUCCUGCAUAUCCCACACAGUCCUCACCAAGAGAAAUUGGGCAAGUGUUAAGAUAGGGGAAGUGUCACUUCCUCAAGCCCUCUACUGCUGGGACAUCACACCCUCUGAUGUUCUCGCCGCCAAGACUUCAAGAGGCAGAGGGAAUAACAUACGUGGUGUUGAUGGUGGCAGGAAAAAACAGACCACGGUUCAGCACCACCGCCAGCGACAACAGCGUACAAAUAAAAAGCGAGACAGAGGGAAUCAAAGAGAAGGAAAUGGUGAACGACGGAGAACUAAUAACCAGGGAGACAGUGAGAGAAGGAGACACGGCCGGCGAAGGGGUAAAAAAAGGAAGUCUCAGGCAUCAAGUAGGGAACGUAGUGGUGACAGUGUACAGAGUAGUCCCUUGGUGCUUGAGAGUCCUCAGCACAGAGUGAACGGUAGUGGUAACAGUAGUUAUGAAACUAGUGUUGACACAAUUCAGUCUCAGGAAACAAUCAGACAAAAUAUUCUCAGUGGAGAGAUGCUCGCUGACUCACCAAAGAAUAGUUUGCGAGUUUCCUCAAACCCAGGAUCUCCUUAUUUGGUUGAGUCAAAUUCCAUUGACACACCUCAGGAAAAUGUUCAAAUAAUGCAAGCACAACAAAGAACACAAAGACCAAAUAAAGGCAACAGUGAAACCUCCAGGAAAGGUAGGAGACAGAAAAGAAAGAGAAGAAGAAAGGACAGAGAAAGAAAAAAGAGAAAAAGAGAAAGGAGACGCAAGAGACGUGAAAGGCGAAGAAAACGUCUGGAGAGGAAGAAAAGAAGGGAGAGAGAGAGAGAGAAAGGACAGGGAAGAAGGGGGACAUCUCAGAGACGGCAGCCCACAACACGAGAGGGUCUGGAUGAGAGACAAGGCUUAGCUGAUACUGGAGAGAUUUUCGUAGAUGGAAUCAGAACAGCACGUUCACUCUUCCUUCUUCAUUCCAAGGAGACGAGUCUUCAUCACCUCCAACCUGUCACUACCACAGUUUCUUCUGUCCAUCUCUCCUCCUCUUCUCAGUCUUCCUCUGUCUCCCCUAAUUCAUUCCCUGUCACUACAAAACCAGACAAGUGGACGAGUGAUGCAGAUCUGCUACUUCCAGAAGAUGAGCGGUCAGAGGAUAUGUGUCCGACCCACACGCUGCACCUGACAGAUCGCUGUGCCUGGCCACACUGUAACCACGCUUGUCCAAAGUUGCUGAAUCCUUUUACAGGUGAAGAAAUGAACUUCACAGAACUGCUAAAGAGCUUUGGACUUGACAUGGCAAGUGUAGCCAAUGCACUUGGGAUCGACAUCCAUACGCUUAACUCCAUGGGAAACAACGAACUCCUCCUCAUUCUUACACAGUAACCUCUGUACUGCAUCCCAGUGUGAAAUUUUGAACCUAUUGAAGAACAUCGUCCAUGAAAUGCUGUAUUUAUGUUUGGAUGGUAUGACUAAAAGCUCAGGCAGUAUUAUGUGUUUUGAAAGGUAUGUGCUGUACAGACUGUAUCUUGAAGAAGUUGUAGUAGAUUAUUGUAUAUGUUGAAGUACUGUAUGCACAUACUGUACAGUGUACAAGUCAUGUCACCAUAAUAGUCUAGUGAAGACCUUGGUUUAUCAGAUAAUGUUUUGGUAUUUAGAGCUUCAGUUUUAUAGUCCUGUGUUUUACAGUGCAGUAGAGAGCCAGUGACCACACCCAUCACAGUACUGUACGUACUGGAAGUUUUGUCUGAAAUACAUGUAGUUUGUCUCUCUCUCUCCUACAUCACCAGCUCUUCACUCAACACAAAGUCUGUCAUCACACUUUCUUCUGAAUGCUGUACUGCAUAUUGUUCCUGCAUAAACAUUCGUUUGAUAAAUAAUCAUCCACACUAAGAGUCUGACUAACAACUCAACAACUCGUCAUAACUGAACAGGGAAGGUCAUCACUGCUGGUCAUAUACAUGUAACCCCCUUGUGUACAAGAGUCUCUCUCUGCUGAAUAAAAUCAUCUGGCAUUAGCAAAACAAUACUGUAUAUUAAAAGUGGUCUCCCUAAAGUGAAGGGGAUAAUUUGCUUUGUCACUUAAUCACAUGUUUACAACAGCUCAGGCUUAAAGUGUUCUCCAUUUGUUGUUACGCUGGAUUGAAGUUCCUCCCAAUUGUACAGUUGUGUUUAUUCUCAUCUCUAGUUUUGAUGUUUUACAAGUUCAAAUAUUAAGGAGCUCUGGUAUAAAUGCUCAUCAGGCAGGUGUGUCAUCUAAUGGUUUCUUUGUUUAAAGAUAGAAUUUAUACAUACAUUUGAGUAAUGACAAUAGGAAUGAAUUCACACGUCGUUCACACAUAUAGCUUGGUAUGAGGCAGUUUAAUUUACACUCAGAAAAUAGAGGAAUUUUAAUUAUAAAUUAUUAUACUUUUUUUCCUAUCCACAAAAAUGAUAAGAUAGUAUAAGAAAUACCCAUACUUCUUGAGGUCCUGCAGUGUAUCUGUAUACUGUACAGGGUAUGUGAUAUUGUUUAACCCCAGGGCUCUUAUGUUGAUGCAGUCCUCUCGAUUAGUUACCUCAGAUAUACUAUGCAGUAAUUUUGUAUGAGUUAGUAGAAGGCAGUCCGUGAACUAUAAAGCAUCAGCUUAUGAAAAUUCGAAGUUACAAAAUAGAAAAAUGUCCCAUGCUUUAAUUUAUGAAUGAAAACCCCUAAGUUACAAAAAAAAUUUUUAUUUUUUUUUGCUAUUUUCGUAAUAUUUUUUAAGUAAUAAUGAAAAUACUGUAUACUAAAAUAAUAUAUAUAUAUUUUUUACAACCAUCAUGCUUUCUUAUUUCACUAACAUUUUUCAUUAUUCUCAGACACUCGUAAUGUUAUUAGUUUAUAAAUAAGCGUUUAGUGUCAUAAAUCUCCUACAGUAUCCUUUUAUCUUCCUCCUCAAACUCAUUCAAGACAAGAACUGUAGCCUCCAUCCCCACCACCACACAGUCACUCAAGACAAGAACUGUAGCCUCCAUCUCCACCACCACACAGUCACUCAAGACAAGACCUGUAGCCUCCAUCUCCACCACACACAGUCACUCAAGACAAGACCUGUGGCUUCCUAUCUCCACUACCACACAGUCACUCAAGACAAGACCUGUGGCUUCUUAUCUCCACUACCACACAGUCACUCAAGACAAGACCUGUGGCUUCUUAUCUCCACCACCACACAGUCACUCAAGACAAGACCUGUGGCUUCCUAUCUCCACCAUUUACACACAGUCACUUGGCCUGUUGCCUGAUGGUCCAAUUUCUCUUCAUUUUCUCUCAUAUAAUACUUGGGAAAUUUAAUAAAAUGAAAAUAAUUAGCUAUGUACUCUUAAAUUUCAUGUGCUAAUUAUGUACAAUGAAUGUGUAGAGUUGUAAGCAAAAGUGUGGAAUUUCGAAGUGAAAAUUUUUUUGGAGGUGUGGAUAUUGCUGGCAUGAGAAAGUGACUGUAGCUGAGACAAGGCAGAUGCCUGGUGACUGGUUGACAAUCAUUGUGGUGGUCUGUGUGCUGAUUGUUCCAAGAGUUCACAACUCUCACUCCAAAAAAGUUCGUCCUCACGGUUUUCUUGACUUGCAGCUUCUUCAACCUUGAGCUGUGACCCCUUGUG
Molecule: messenger RNA, 5554 nt
Organism: Homarus americanus (American lobster)
Lineage: Eukaryota; Metazoa; Arthropoda; Malacostraca; Decapoda; Nephropidae
Product: palmitoleoyl-protein carboxylesterase NOTUM-like
Exons: 11
Coding region: 755-3322 (855 amino acids)
Molecular function (GO): hydrolase activity
Source: RefSeq, a predicted model, not a curated record